UUUUCUUUUCUUUUGAAAAAAUGGAAACAGCUGGAGUUUCAGUUUAAAGAGGAGGAAGAAAGGAGGGAGAAGAAGACUUAGCUUACACAGUACACGUCAUCUGCUCCAUCGAAUAACCUCUUCAUUCGGCUCCAAGCUCAAACGAACUGCUAGCUAGCCAGGCAGAGAGGAGAAUAUCUUAAAGUUGAUGCUCUUGGAGUGAAGGAACAGCAACAGCACCUGAUUCACUUUUGUGGGUCGAUUUCAAGUUUGGAUUUUUGUUUACGUUUCUCUGAUUGGUGAGAAGGUUAUGGCGUUUUGCCCCAUGUUUUGUUGCGGAAAUGUUUCCGAUCGCAAGGCACGGGGGAAGAAACAACCUCCAUGGCGGGUGUUUUCUCUGAAGGAAUUACAUUCAGCUACCAAUAAUUUCAACUAUGAUAACAAGCUUGGCGAAGGCGGAUUCGGGAGUGUCUACUGGGGUCAGCUUUGGGAUGGAUCACAGAUUGCUGUGAAAAGAUUGAAAGUUUGGAGCAGCAAAGCAGACAUGGAAUUUGCUGUUGAAGUUGAGAUAUUGGCAAGGGUUCGACACAAGAAUCUUCUAAGUCUGCGUGGCUAUUGCGCUGAAGGUCAGGAACGAUUAAUUGUGUAUGACUACAUGCCGAAUUUGAGCCUAGUCUCUCAUCUUCAUGGGCAGCACUCGGCUGAAAGCCUUCUUGAUUGGAAGCGACGGAUGAUUAUUGCAAUUGGCGCUGCCGAGGGAAUUGCGUAUCUUCACCACCAAGCAACACCACACAUCAUUCAUAGAGAUAUCAAAGCAAGCAAUGUGUUGUUGGAUUCAGAUUUCCAAGCACAGGUUGCUGAUUUUGGUUUCGCCAAGUUGAUCCCGGAUGGGGCAACGCAUGUGACUACUAGAGUUAAAGGCACUCUUGGCUACUUAGCACCAGAGUAUGCUAUGUUAGGUAAAGCAAAUGAGAGUUGUGAUGUAUACAGUUUCGGUGUUCUUCUUCUAGAACUUGCCAGUGGCAGAAAACCACUUGAGAAACUCAGUAAUGCAGUGAAGCGCACCAUCAGUGAUUGGGCACUGCCUUUGGCUUGUGAGAAGAAAUUCAGGGAAAUUGCAGAUUCAAGACUUAAUGGGGACUAUGUGGAGGAAGAACUUAGAAGAGUUGUUUUGAUUGCUCUUAUAUGUGCUCAGAGUCAAGCUGAGAAAAGACCAACCAUGCUUGAGGUGGUGGAGCUACUCAAGGGUGACUCCAAAGAUAAGAUUUCUCAGUUGGAAGCCAAUGAACUCUUUAUCAGCUCUGUAACUGUUGGACAUGACCAUGGAAGCAGUUCAGACAUCAUUUCAGAGGAGAACCAAUCAAAACAUCAAUUGGAACACAUGAAAAGUGCAUAGGAGACAAUUAUGGAUUUUGAUUUGUCAAAGUUAUCAGGACUUUUCUUUUUCUUUUCCCCUCCUAAUAUUGCAUUGGAAACUGGGUGCCCAUUUAUUUGAGCUGCGGCGGGGGCCAUGUAUUUCUACACCCUCUUAAUAUUAUAUAUGGUUGUGGCUGUAAAGUGUGCAGGAAGUAUAUUGAAUGCCUCUAAGUACAAAUGGGAAUGGGAUCGAGCCAUGUACAGCACAUUGUAACGGGCUAACGGUUCAACGUAUCCUCUAUAAAUGAUUUUCAUUUCUAAGAGAAGUGUGUAAAUUAACGCACAAAUAUCCAGUACUACAAGUUAUCAAA
Molecule: messenger RNA, 1706 nt
Organism: Arachis ipaensis
Lineage: Eukaryota; Viridiplantae; Streptophyta; Magnoliopsida; Fabales; Fabaceae
Product: Protein kinase superfamily protein
Biological process (GO): protein phosphorylation
Molecular function (GO): ATP binding; protein kinase activity
Source: RefSeq, a predicted model, not a curated record